UUUUAAGUUUGUCCUACACUGGUUUCCGUAGUUAUCUGGAAUUAAAAUGGCUGCCACGGUAGACAACGAUUUAAUCGAAAGAGAUUUACCUAAAGCAGUCGAGUUGCUGAACACUCUCACGGAGCAGGUAGCCUCUGUCACCAGAUAUGUACGUGAACUGCUCACCAAAGUCAAAGAUGGUGCGUUUAAGACCUCAAAGGGUUUAUCUUUCCUGGACCUUCGCUACCAGCUGAUGCUCUUCUACCUCCAGGACCUGACUCACCUGAUCAGCAUCAAGACAGCAGGAGGCAAAAUCAAAGAAAGUGAAGCCUUGGACAGAAUUGUCACAGUCAGAACAGUGCUGGAGAAGAUGCGACCUCUGGAUCAUAAGCUGAAAUACCAGAUUGAUAAACUGGUGCGCACAGCCGUGACGGGCAGUUUAGCGGUAAAUGACCCGUUGCAACUGCGCCCCAACCCUGAGAAUCUCAUAAGCAAGUUAAGUGAAUCUGAGGACUCUGACGAUGAAGAUGAAGACAAAGCAUCUUCGGCGAAGAAACCAGCCACCCAUAGCAAGAAAUAUGUUCCUCCAAAGAUUGCCCCGAUGCAUUAUGACGGUGACUUGACGGAGGCAGACAAGAAGAAGGCCCAGAUGGAGCGGCAGCGGCGAGCUGCCCUCAGGAGCUCUGUGAUCCAGGAGCUCCGGCAGCAGUACAGCGACGCUCCAGAGGAGAUCAGGGAGAAGCGCGACUUCCAGAGCGAACGGCAGAGCCACGAGGAGCUCCACAGGAAAAAUUAUGAAGAGUCCAUGAUGGUGCGCCUCACCAUGCCAAAGAGUCAUAGGAAUUCCAAGAAGAGAGGCAUGAUGGGAAUGUCCGGCCAGCUGAGCAGGAUCACACACUUUGGAGACAUCACGGCUUUGACUGGCGGUGAAGGCGGACAGGAUGGGGACGGCUCGCGACCAAAGAAAAAGAAGAAGCUCAUGAAGAAGAAAACUAAAAGAAAAGCCUUCAAGAAGCACAGAUAGACGCCGCGAUGUCUCAAUACCAAGGACUUUUCAUAACAGCUUCCAAUUCUUUGACUGGAUCAAUUUAAACCAGCUUUUCAUAGUGAAUCGUGAAAUAAACGUUUGAAGUUUUA
Messenger RNA from Oryzias latipes (Japanese medaka), 1116 nucleotides. RefSeq names its product neuroguidin, EIF4E binding protein (gene ngdn). NCBI's taxonomy places the organism in Eukaryota, Metazoa, Chordata, Actinopteri, Beloniformes, Adrianichthyidae. Gene Ontology annotation, cellular component: small-subunit processome; nucleolus. The record is from RefSeq and is a predicted model, not a curated record. Gene Ontology annotation, biological process: maturation of SSU-rRNA from tricistronic rRNA transcript (SSU-rRNA, 5.8S rRNA, LSU-rRNA).